Messenger RNA from Eutrema salsugineum, 1848 nucleotides. RefSeq names its product zinc finger CCCH domain-containing protein 37. Lineage: Eukaryota; Viridiplantae; Streptophyta; Magnoliopsida; Brassicales; Brassicaceae. The record is from RefSeq and is a predicted model, not a curated record. Gene Ontology annotation, molecular function: mRNA binding; metal ion binding. Bases 164 to 1765 code for a protein of 533 amino acids. The transcript is spliced from 12 exons.
UUGAAAAAAUGUCAAAUCAGUGUUUCGGAUCUGAGAAUUGUUGUGUGUUUUUUUUGUUGUUAGCUUAGUUGCUUUGCUUAGAACAAUAAAGUUAACCCCACAGAAACCACCCAAAAAGUACAAAGCCCCUCUCUUUAGGGUUUCUUAUUCCCUUAAAAAUCGGAUGGCACAUCGUCAUCAAUUGUUCAGCUACGCCCUUCAACCUUCUUACGCUGCCGCCUCUGCCGUUUCUCCCGCGCCGCCGGCGCCGCAACCGCAGCCGCAACUUCAACCGCAGCCGAAGAUCGGUCUUUCUUCUCUCUACGGUUCCUCUGCUGCUGACCAUUACUUCCCCGAUACCAAUUUUCGCUUCUUACCUCGCGACGGAUCCGAAGCUUUGAGCAACUAUUCCUCUUCUCUAGGAACCCUUACAUCGUCUUCCGCUAUGUACCAUCAUCUCCCCAAUACGACGACCACGCAUUUGGCGUAUCCGCAGCUGAUUCAGCAGCAUCAGGAAGCUUGGCCGCCUGGCGUGGAGGUUCCUGUAGCUGCUUCCGCCGUCGAGCCUCUUCCUCCUGGUGUUAAACGCACCUCUGAAGCGCUCUACUAUCCGACUCUAUUGGGUGCCCAUAAUACAAUUGGUCAAACCGAAGCUUGGUAUACUACAGACUAUUUUACCAAGCGCCUUAAGUUGGAGAGUACGAGCCAUUUGCCUGUAUAUCCACAGAGGCCAGGGGAGAAGGAUUGUACCCACUAUAUGCAAACAAGAACAUGUAAAUUUGGAGAAAGCUGCAAAUUUGAUCAUCCUAUUUGGGUUCCUGAGGGCGGAAUCCCAGAUUGGAAAGAGGCACCACUUGUUCCAAACGAUGAUUACCCUGAGAGACCAGGAGAACCAGAUUGUCCAUACUAUAUAAAAACACAACGUUGCAAAUAUGGUUUAAGGUGCAAGUUUAAUCAUCCGAGAGCAGCGGCUGCAGUUAGUGUUGAAAAUCAAGAUUCAUUACCUGAGAGACCGUCUGAGCCACCGUGCACUUUUUACAUGAAGACUGGAAAAUGUAAAUUUGGUUUAACAUGCAAGUUCCACCACCCAAAGGAUAUCCAGCUACCAUCAUCUAGUCAGGAAAUGGGUACUAGUGAGGCGUUAACCAGUGAUCCUGAUGCCACCAACAAUCCUCAUGUGACAUUUACCGCAGCGUUAUAUCAUAACUCGAAAGGACUACCUGUUAGACCGCUUUUACAGGGUGAAGUGGACUGCCCGUUCUAUCUUAAAACCGGAAGCUGCAAGUAUGGCGCCACUUGUCGCUACAAUCACCCGGAGAGGACUGCAUUCACUCCUCAGGCUGCUGGGAUAAAUUAUCCUCUAGUCUCCUCGACCGCUGCGAGUGUAAACCUUGGGUUGGUUAACUCAGCUGCCUCCCUCUAUCAGACUCUUGCUCAACCCACGCUUGGAGCGCUUUCAGCAAUCUAUCCCCAAAGACCUGGACAGUCAGAAUGUGACUACUACAUGAAGACAGGGGAGUGCAAGUUUGGAGAGAGAUGCAGGUUCCAUCACCCAGCAGAUAGGUUAAAUGCAACGACCAAACAAGCUUCUCAACAACCGAAUGUUAAGUUGAGUCUUGCAGGGUAUCCCAGAAGAGAGGGUGCGCUUAAUUGCCCGUAUUACAUGAAGACAGGGACUUGCAAGUACGGGGCAACAUGUAAGUUUGACCAUCCUGCUCCAGGUGAGGUGAUGGCUAAAACCAGUUCAGAAGCCGAUGCUGGUGGAGGAGCUGACACUAAUCAAUGAGCAGGGCUGUGUCUAUCUAUGUUAUGUAUUGUGGUGAAACAUUGGCCUAGGGCCUAAUUUUAAUAAAAUACUCUUAAAAGUUU